GCGUUCUUUUAAACAUUUUUUUUUUUUUGCUUGUUUAUUUUUUCGCUCCUUUCGUUAAUCAAUGACAACAUGAAUCUAGUGUACAGUAAUUUAUAUAAACACGAUGGGUGUCAAGCAAAGAUAUCGCCCGAUGGACUCUUUGUAGCCAAUGUACAGGAAAACCGAUUAAUUAUUCGACAACACAAUCAAGGGUUGACUAUUCAUAUGGUGCACCUGUUGAAAAACCCGAUUGAUUAUAUUGAAUGGUCCCCGAAUUCAGAAUAUAUCUUGUCGUGUCAUUACGAAGGAGGACGUAUACAUGUACGAUCCUUGGCGGACAAAAACUGGCACGGCGUGAUCAAGGAAGAUCGUGCAGCUAUGGUUAAAGCUAUGUGGACCGCUGAUUCCAAAAACAUUCUCUAUACCACCGAGCUCAAGUUACUAUUGGGUAUUUGGAACUUGCCGACACUGGAAUAUAAAUACAUCAGACAUAUUAAAUACACGGACAAAGGCAUUGAGACGAGUCCAGAUGGAAAUUAUAUCGCUAUUGCACGAAAAGAAAACGGAAAAGAUUGUAUCAGUACCUACUCUAGUAGCACAUUUGAUUUGCUGGAGCAUUUUGAAGUAGGUACAGUGAAUUUACAGAAUUUGAAGUGGUCACCAGAUGGUAUGUUUAUAGCCGUAUGGGAUCAUUGUCUCCAACACAAGUUACUUGUAUACCGUCAGGACGGGAAAUUAUGUACUUUUUAUAGCGGAUAUGAUUUCGGUCUGGGGAUUAAAACCGUGCAAUGGAGUCCAAAUAGUCAACUUAUUGCCUUGGGCAACUAUGAUCAAACAAUCCAUUUAAUUUCUACCAGGGAUUGGAAAUUAAUUAGUAUAUUAAAUCAUCCAAAGAUAAUAAAAAAAGACGCGAACAUGAGGGUAUUGGAAGAAAAUGCAUUACCAUACUUGGAAAAGAAUAUAAAAUCGCAAUCAGAAAUGGCUAAUUUCAACUGGAUUACAAGACGACCUUAUGAAUUUAGUUCAUUACGAUCCGAUCCAAAAGACAUCAAUCCAAAGGUUGGAAUAGGGCUCUUUCAAUUUAGCGUGGAUAGUUCUUACAUCUACAGUCGAAGUGAUAGUAUACCGAAUGUAUUAUGGCUAUGGCAAGUGAAAUCACUCGAGUGUCAUAAUGUCAUUGUAUUCAAAAAUCAGGUACGUCAAGGUUUGUGGAACCCCCUGGAAGCUCACAUGCUGGCUGUGAUUUGCGGUGAUAAAAAUCUACACUUUUUACAACCCACUGACGAUGGAGAAGCUGAAUUGAUCACAGCUCGUGUACCCUUAAAUGAAUUUUCUAUUAAAAGAGCUAAAUGGAACUCCAAUGGUGAUUCAUUACUGAUGAUGGACUCUGAAUUAUUUUGUUUAGCCGUACUUUAAACCGAAAAAAAAAAAAGUUUUUACCCCAGAUUUACAAAAAAUUAAAGCUCCCCUUUGUUUGGCAUGUUUUAUUUUUUUAGGUGAUGGGUAUAAUACAAUUUUUCUUUAAACAUGCUUUUGGAGAAAGUCGCUAUGGAACUUUUCAAUACCGGAACAGAAUUGAUCAAA
This is a messenger RNA of Mucor mucedo, 1563 nucleotides long. RefSeq lists its product as uncharacterized. Gene Ontology annotation, cellular component: MWP complex; mitotic spindle; microtubule organizing center. Bases 70 to 1395 code for a protein of 441 amino acids. The record is from RefSeq and is a predicted model, not a curated record. Gene Ontology annotation, biological process: mitotic sister chromatid segregation; protein localization to mitotic spindle pole body; microtubule anchoring at mitotic spindle pole body. Gene Ontology annotation, molecular function: protein binding. NCBI's taxonomy places the organism in Eukaryota, Fungi, Mucoromycota, Mucoromycetes, Mucorales, Mucoraceae. The transcript is spliced from 10 exons.